CAGCUCACGUUAGCAGAGGCCACAAGCGAAACAGUGCCUCGAGCUUUUAAAAAAAUGGAAAACCCUGCCACUGCGCUCUGCGCUCUGCGCUCUCUGUCCUCUGUGGCUGUGUCUGGUGAACGGUGAUGGUGGCAGAGCGGGGUGUGAGGUGAACCCCACCUACGUUGUCACGAGCCCACUCUCACCACCUACCACUCACCACCACUAAAUAAACAAAUAAAUAAAACUCCCCUGUUCCGACGCUUCUACAGUUCGGAAAUCGCCUCUGUAGAACGACGGGGAUAUCCCUUCCACGUAAACUGGGGUUCUGUUUCUUUUCUUUUUCUCAAGUUGGAGGUGUGCGUGGUUUUUUAGGUUUGGUUUCUUUGUUAAUUCCUGAGUAACAAAGGAGUUGUUAGGCAUGCAUUAUAACGUAGGACAAGGAGGAGUAUAAAAGGACACAAAUUUCUCUAUUUUCAAGACCAUCUUUCUGAACUGCAACUGUGAGGCAACCCCAUAUAUCCACUCAUGCUUGGGACCCUUAUAACCUCUUCCUUUACUUGACUCAAAAGUUCCAAUGCUUAUUUUGAAGGAAUGAGGAAGGUAAACAUUAGCUGCUGUUUGUGUAUCCAAUGAUUGUGGCAUGCCCCUUUUCCCUCUUCUUGUUCGAGCUUGCAAUUUCCACAAGAAAGCUGGGCAAAGGAAGAGUGGAAGAAUAUAGAAAGAGAAGAAGAAGAGGUUGCCCAGAAAACGAAACGAAGAACAAAACGUAUAGGAAGAGUAGCAAUGUCGGGAAAGGCUUUAUUUCUGCUGAUCUGCUGUGAGCACAGAGUCCGAAUCUGUUUUAAUGAUAAAAAAAAGAAAAGAAAAUGAGCUUAGGUUGAAAACUUUGUGAAUGAAUGUGUUUGAAGUGAAGUUGAGUGUAGAGUAUGUGUUUGAAUAUCUCUGUCUCUCUCCUACGUAGUGCUCACGUGGGGUCUGAGAUGGUUGCUUCCAUCGUGCUUUUCGCUUCUUUCUUGCUCUCUUGCUUGCUUUCUUUCUUUCUUUGCUCUGCAAUGCAGUGGGUGGAGUGGUGAGUCACCAGCGCAGGGGCAGCGGCAGAGACCCAGAGAAGGCAAAGACAAAAAUCACUGAAAGAUCCACACACGCAUCCACAUGGGCUUCUCACUCCUCCAAAAUUCUCCCCCCCUUCAACUCCUUCUACUCAAACUCAUCACAGACGCCUUAAAUUUUGCUAAAUGGGUUCGUACAAAACAGACACUCCCAUAUGGCCAUUUCAGAGCAGCCUUUUUCACCUUUACCAUUACCAUUGCCAUUACUGCCUCCCAUGAGUGUCAAACCUGUAAUUUCCCUCCCUUUCCUCCUCUUCCCCUUUCCAUCUCCCCCUCUGUUUUCCCUAUUGCCUACAACCAAUCUUCCUCUUUUGAACCCCAUCAUCAUUAUUAUUACUCUUUUAACCUCCCAUCCUCCAACCCCAUUUCAAAUGAAGCUCCAUUUUAUCAUGGGAUGUAGGAGCCUGUUCUUUCUUUUGCCUCACUCGUAAUCUGUCCGUGUCAGGGCGUCUUAUUUACCGCCCCCCCUCCUCCUCACUAUCUUUUCUUAAUUUGCUUCCCCUUCGUACAACUCCAUCCAUCAUUUUCCGCUUCUCACUAUUUUCUCUCUGCAACUUCUGGUGUUUCAUAACUGUACUUGGUACCAGAAGUGACAACACACUAUUCUCUUUCCCUUAUGUUUACUUGAUUUGUGCCCUGUCACUGCUUGCUUUCCCAUUUCUGUAAUUCACCUCCUGCACUCUUCCUUGCUUCCCCCAAUGGCUACUCCUACUCGCCCAGCAUCCUCUUCUUCAAUUCCAUCUCUCCCGCCCCCAUAUCCCAAGUCGCCUCCUCAGUAUCCAGAUUUGUAUGGAAAGCGCCGACAAGCUGCCAAGGUUCAGAUGCUCGAGAGGGAGAUUGGUUUCCUCGAGGAAGAAUUGAAGUCUACCGAAGGCCUUCCACCUGCUUCUAGAUGCUGCAAAGAGGUAGCUGACCAUGUGAUCGCCAACUCAGAUCCCUUGAUACCAACAUACAAGAAGCAUCGCCGCAGAUGUCAAUUUUGGAAAUGGCUUUGUGGAUUCCCCUGUUGUAAAUUAUCCUGGAUUUGCUGUUGCUGUUAUGCUGGAUGCUCGAUCCAUCUUGAAAUCCCACCCUGCUGCAACUGUAAUAAUCCAUGUAAAUGCCUAUCAUGUGGCAGCUGUAAAUUACCCAAGUGGCAGUGUUGCAGCGGGUGCGGGCAGUGUGGGAAUUGUUUCACUUGUCCAACGCUACUCCGAUGCUCGUGCUGUUGUCCAACGCUACCUGGAUGCUCGUGCUGUUGUCCAACCAUCUCAUGCAGCCAAUGUUGUAGCAGUUGUUCAUUACCUUCCUGCUCCUGCCCUGAAUGCCCUUGCUGUGAAUGCAAAUGCAAAUGCAAAUGCUCAUUAGGAAAAUGUCCAAAAAUACAACCUUGUUGCUGUUUUGGUAGCAGCAGCAGAGGCUGUUGUGGGUGUGGGUGUACUGGAAACUGCUGCUGUAAUCCAUGCCAUUUGUGUUGCUAGCCAGAGACCACUGCUCACUCCCUUAGUUAACCUGUAUCUCUUUGGGAAGCUUCGAGCAGUUCAGUUAUGGAAUGUGAACCAGUCCCGAGAAUGUAAAAACUAAGGUACAGUGUUCGCUGAGGAAGUUAGUGGGCGAGACAAAAAUGCUUAGCAACUGAGCUGUAACUGUAACUGCAACAACAGUGAGAAGAACGAAGCAUCCUAAGCUCCUCGCCUGCACGAACUGGGAGAGGGUCAGCUCAGGUCCAUAAAAGCGUCAGUUUGGUAAUGGAGAAGGAAGGGGCGGUCCCAUGCCACUGCCACUGCAAUAUCAUAAUAAUCAAUUUUUUUUUACCAAACAGUAUUAGUUGAUUGUAGAGGCCGUUUCUGGAUGAAUGAAAUCAAUAAUAUUCAAGACU
Cucurbita maxima (winter squash) is the source of this 2949-nucleotide messenger RNA. Its product is annotated as guanine nucleotide-binding protein subunit gamma 3-like. The transcript has 5 exons. The record is from RefSeq and is a predicted model, not a curated record. NCBI's taxonomy places the organism in Eukaryota, Viridiplantae, Streptophyta, Magnoliopsida, Cucurbitales, Cucurbitaceae. The coding region runs from base 1790 to 2551 and encodes 253 amino acids.